AUGCGCGUAGGCAAGCUGGCACCGGGCGCCUUUCCACCGGAGGAGCAGGCCAAAGUCGACUUCAUGAAUGGGGACGCCACCCUCUGGGAGGACGACGCCACCAUCAUCUGCGGCGAGGUGAUCGUCCAGGAUAUGCAGGGCGCCACCAUGGCACACUUCACCGCCAUGUCGCCCUGGCUGAUGCGGCGCAUCAUGACCUGCUACCAGGAAGCAUAUCCGCUACGGCCCAAAGGCUUCCACGUCAUCAACAGCAAUCCUAGUCUCGAGAAAAUAUUCUCGUUUUUCGAGGGUUUCCUUAAAGAGAAGCUGAAGAAAAGGAUGUUCAUCCAUCCCAAUCUGGAGUCUCUUUAUAAGCACGUCCCCAAGAAGAUUUUGCCAGAGGAGUACGGAGGAGAAGCCGGACCUAUUGAAAAAUUGCAAAAUAUGUGGAAAGAGCGCAUUGAGAGGAAUGCGGCGUUCUUCAAGGAGGACGAGAAGUACGGGGUGGACGAGUCGAAGCGGCCCGGCAAACCGAAGACGCACACCGACCUGUUCGGCGUGGAGGGCUCCUUCCGGCAGCUCUCCGUGGACUGA
Schistocerca serialis cubense is the source of this 573-nucleotide messenger RNA. Its product is annotated as alpha-tocopherol transfer protein-like. Lineage: Eukaryota; Metazoa; Arthropoda; Insecta; Orthoptera; Acrididae. Bases 1 to 573 code for a protein of 190 amino acids. Gene Ontology annotation, cellular component: membrane. The record is from RefSeq and is a predicted model, not a curated record. The transcript has 4 exons. Gene Ontology annotation, molecular function: phosphatidylinositol bisphosphate binding.